Messenger RNA from Lingula anatina, 3188 nucleotides. Its product is annotated as sodium- and chloride-dependent neutral and basic amino acid transporter B(0+)-like. Gene Ontology annotation, cellular component: plasma membrane. NCBI's taxonomy places the organism in Eukaryota, Metazoa, Brachiopoda, Lingulata, Lingulida, Lingulidae. Gene Ontology annotation, molecular function: glycine:sodium symporter activity. Gene Ontology annotation, biological process: nitrogen compound transport; sodium ion transmembrane transport; amino acid transport. The record is from RefSeq and is a predicted model, not a curated record.
GCUGCUUCAAUAAUUGAAGAAGACAGAAAGUUAGACUUCACUAAAGAUGAAAACGAAGAACGCGGAAACUGGUCGGGGAAAGCGGACUUUCUUUUGGCCUGUCUGGGCUAUGCUGUUGGUUUGGGGAACGUCUGGCGGUUCCCAUACCUUUGCUAUAGAAAUGGAGGAGCUGUGUUCUUCAUCCCCUACUGCAUCAUGUUAUUUCUGGUGGGUAUGCCAAUAUUUUUUCUGGAGUUAUCACUUGGUCAGUUCACGAGCAGCGGACCCCUAACGUGUUGGAAGUUUGCACCCAUGUUUACAGGUCUUGGUGUUGGGAUGGUGAUCGUGUCGGCGUUGGUUGCUAUAUAUUACAACAUGAUCAUCGCCUGGUCGCUGUAUUAUCUGUUUGCGUCUAUCAUCUCCAUCCCGACCGGGACGCUGCCCUGGGCCGGCGCCGGUGGAUGUGGGAACUGGUGGAACUCGGAUUUUUGUGCGGAAACCUUGACGAACCUCACCUCCCAUAAUUGUUCAGCAAUGUCACUUACAGAAAGUGCUAAUGGCGUCUGUUAUAAUGGGUCGGUUGUUGCUGGGAUCUGGAAUUACACAAGAGCCAAGGAAAAUAAUAUCAGUCCUCGACCAGCAGCAGAAGAAUACUUAUAUGGUCGCGUGUGGCGGCUAUACCAGAGCACUGGUCUGGAUAACUUAGGAGAGCUACACUGGGACCUGGCUGUAUCGCUCCUGGGAGCCUGGGUUAUAGUGGCUCUCAGUUUGAUCAAGGGGAUAAAGUCAUCAGGAAAAGUUGUCUAUUUCACCGCACUUUUUCCAUAUGUCGUCUUGGUCAUUCUGUUUGUCCGCGGACUUCUCCUUGAUGGUCACAGAGAAGGGAUUGAGUUUUACAUCAUGCAGGCGAACCUUACCAAGUUGACUGAAGCAGCUGUCUGGAAAGAUGCGGCUGUUCAGAUCUUCUUCUCACUGUCAGCCUCAUGGGGUGGGCUGAUUACCCUCUCUAGCUAUAAUCGCUUCCAUAAUAACUGUCUGAGAGACUCUUUGAUUGUUUCCAUCGGCAACUGUCUAACGAGUUUCUUUGCCGGCUUUGUCAUCUUCUCCUACCUUGGUUUCCUGGCACGCGAGCUAAAUUUGCCAGUUUCGGAGGUUGCUGACGGAGGUAUCGGACUGGCAUUUGUGGUAUAUCCACGAGCAGUUGCAACAAUCGGCGCAUCCCACUUUUGGUCCAUCAUCUUCUUCAUCAUGUUGAUUACACUUGGGUUGGACAGCGAGUUUGCCUUAGUUGAAACCGUCACCACUUCUAUCAUGGACGUAUGGACCAGUACUAGGAAGCACAAAUGGGCCGUGGUCACGUGCGUUAGCAUCAUCUUGUACCUGCUUGGCCUCGUUAUGUGCACGUCUGGUGGAGCCUACUUACUACAGCUGGCGGAUGAAUAUUCUGGGGGCUGGAACGUUCUUUUGAUUGCUUUCUCGGAGUGCAUAGCCAUUGGCCUCGUAUACGGCGUAAAGCGGUUCAGAGACGACAUUUACGUGAUGGUUGGAGAGAUGCCUUGCUUCCCUUGGAUGUGUUCCUGGUGGUGGUGGGCUGUCAACUGGUGUUUCUUCACUCCACUCCUUGUGGCUUUUAUUAUGAUCUUCUCCUGGAUCAACUACAAGCCACUGUCAUUUGGAACUUACGAGUAUCCAGUGUGGGGCCUUGCACUCGGCUGGUUGAUGACAAUGGCGGUGGUGGUAGGCAUCUUCAUCCCGUACAUCUACCUGCUCAUAGUGACACCUGGCGGCCUGUGGACUCGUAUUGUAACCCUCGCCUCCCCGUCAGUAGAAUGGGGCCCUGCUCUACCUAAACACCGGCGCCUGGCAGCCAGGUUCCACCGUGCAAUGAUUAUUGAUCCAUGGGAUACUGGUGUAAUGGGGAACGGCCUGGAAGUGAAAGUGGAUCCUGGUCCAGGUGUUCCAAACCCAGCUUACGAAGAUGACAGGCUAUGAAUCUCGUGCAACGAAUUACAAAAAAAAAACUGAGAAUGAAGAGACACGUCAGGGGCGGAUUGAGGCCGUAUUCUUGGUCUUCAGGAAGACGGUCAGAUAUUCAAGUAUACACUGACUAGUAUCUUAUUUUUUUCUGUCGGAAGACGGUCAAAAAUGGAGAAUGGAUCAACAAAGAUAAUUUGGGAGACUGUCAGAAAAAAAGCUCUGGAUCCGCCCCUGCCCGUGUAGUGCUUAUAGUGUUAUACUUCCACAAAAGCACAGCUGUUUAUAUCAUCCAAAAUAUCAGACAAGAAAUCAACCAGCCUAUGCAAUUAUGGGAUCAAGUAUGAAGAAAUCCUUGACAUAAAGCCGAAGAUGAGGAUAUCUUUUUCACACUUACAUCUUCGCAUGUAAAUAUGAAUCUUAUCAUUAUUUUGGCAAAUGCAAAACGAGUCAAUCCAUAGAUGUAUAUACAUGUAGAAAACAUUGUUAUGUAUUUAGGCACAUUUAUAUUACUUUGCAACUCGAGAAUCUAUUACUCGUAGCCAUUCUUCCAAUCUGAAUAAAUCCGUAUCCUCGUAAUCUACAAUCUUUUAGCCUCUCCUGUAAAAUGGAAGGAGAGGGAGAGGAAGAAGUGAGCGCAUGAGUAUCUGAUUUAUCCAGGUUGCAGUUCUUCCACCUUUUUAGGAACGGGUUAUCCUGAAGCAAGAACGUGUGCAUCAGUUUAGUUUAGUAUGAAUAGCCUACUCACAAAGCUUUGCAAUAGGUGGAUUAUCACAAAAAUAUUGAUAUAAUUUUCUGGACAUCUGAAUUCGGUCCUGGGUUUAAAUUGGUCUGCCUGUGCUGAGAUUUAUUCAAGUUGAAAGUAUAAUCUCAAUUGUAUUUAUUGAAAUAAGUUGUUAAAAUUGGGGUCAUCUUUCUGUUAUAAGUUUACUGGUAGACCAGUCAUAUUUUAAAUUGAAUAUUUCCCUUUCUACCUUUCUGUCUUCUCUUUUUUGUUCUUUCUUUUUGAAGCGGGCCGUAAGAGGUCGCAAAGGCAUUUUGAAUUGUGAUACGGUUAAAAUGUGAUUGAUAUUCGUGUUUCCGUUGGAGAAAUUGCCAAAUUCACGCAACAUCCAAUCUUAUUAUCUUAUUGACCUUAAUGUUUUACUAAAUGUAUUUUUAUUGUUAUACAUUUCAUACACAUAUACUUCUUUCAGUGAUAAAUAAUAAAAUUUAACAAAAAGGUUUUAUUAUUA